AUGGCAUCACCGGGUGACACAUUGAAAAAUAGUCUAUUUGGUCAACUUAAAUCAUACAGUAAUGCUGUUCAAGAUGCUUUUGAACAACGUAUUGCACGUCCAUUACUAGCAUUUAAACGUGAUUUAAGUCGUCCAACUUCUGAAACACGUGUUCCAAAUGAUCAUGAAUCAGUAUUAACAUCAAAUCAUACAUAUCAAGAAUCGUCAUCAUCAUCAUCACCACUUGAAAUAAUCGAUAUUGAUACAAGUAGUUCAUUUAGAUCUAUAUUUAAUAAAGUUAGAGAUACUUUAUCACCAUCAACAAAACGACGAGCAUCUGAAAAUUCAACAAAUAAUGUAAUAGAAAAUUCAUUAAAAGAAAAUGAAAAUUUAUCUUCAACUAUUUCAAUAAAUAAAAAAUCACAAAAACAUUAUUUAUGUCAAAAAAGUGUUUCAUUUGCUGAAAAUAUUGAUACUGAUUAUGAUAGUGAUAGUUAUAAUCAAUAUUCAAUUGAUGAUCGAAAUAAAAUUGUUCGAAAUGCUCAAACACUUGCUGAUAAAAUAUUAAUAGCAAGUAUUAAUGCAACAGCAGUAGCUAAAUUAGCAUCAACAAAUAAAUUAUCAAAUGAAAAUGAUGAUGCUUUUGAACAAGAUUUUCAUCAAACAAUAAAACCACGACGUAUUUCAAUAAAUAAUAAGGAAGAUUUAGUUUAUCAAGAUUUAUCAGCUGAAAUUGUUGCUUAUGUAUUAAAACAUGCUUUACGAACAUUAAAACAAGAACAAGAUCAAUCAACAGAAAAUCAAUUAAUUAUCAAUCAGAAUGAACAAGAUGAAGAGUUUAUUGAUUUAAAAUAG
Messenger RNA from Rotaria sordida, 834 nucleotides. Lineage: Eukaryota; Metazoa; Rotifera; Eurotatoria; Philodinida; Philodinidae. The record is from the annotation of a GenBank genome assembly.